Molecule: messenger RNA, 2285 nt
Organism: Chenopodium quinoa (quinoa)
Lineage: Eukaryota; Viridiplantae; Streptophyta; Magnoliopsida; Caryophyllales; Amaranthaceae
Product: receptor-like protein kinase FERONIA
Exons: 2
Coding region: 648-1868 (406 amino acids)
Molecular function (GO): protein kinase activity
Source: RefSeq, a predicted model, not a curated record
UUUUUUUUUUUUUUUUUUUUUUUUUUUUUGAAAAAGGCUUAUUUAAAAAGUCGUUACUUUAGGCUAAGACACUAUAUACUUGUAAGAGCAUAGAUAAUAAAGUUUAAGAUAAUAAUAUAUUCCACAAAGGCAGUAAGGGCACAAAGAAUUUAAAGUUUCAUUUAAAGAGUGAGAUUUAUUUUGUCAUACAAUAAUGUGACAUUAAUUGUCUAUUUAAUUUGAUUUGAUGUUUUUGUGAUUAAUGUCGUAUAAAUAUUAAUUGCAAAGUAAAAUUUAAAAAUAAAAUAUUGAAAUGGAUCGGAGAAACUUCUACCUUAAAUUCCACGUGCACCGGCCUUAUCUUACGUGUUGAAAAAUGAAUAUGCAAAUACUACAUUAAACUGUAAUCCUAUACUUCUUUCAUGCUUUGAUAAGCUAACCAAUAAUUAACAUAAGAAUUACCAAAUAAUUAAAUAAUCAAAUGAUUGACAGGCUAACCAUUAUCAAGUUUGCAACUGGCAUAUAUAUUUUCUUAUCAAGGUAAACACUCCAACUACGCAAUUCAAUGUACGAAAAAUUAAUAUAAAAACGCGUUCAAAUGAUAUAAAACUUAGGCCUAAACUAAAACUAACUACUUCAACCAACUUCCAAACCAAAAAAAAAUAAAAAUGAUGAACAUAUUUCCUAUAAUUCUAUACUUAACCUCAUUAAUCAACAUAGUUCUAGCAGGAGAUUACAUACCUAAGGAUCAUAUCCUUGUAAAUUGUGGUACUUUCGACCGGAAAACAACCGAUUCCGACGGCCGAAUAUGGAGCUCCGACAAGGGUUCUAAGUAUUUGGUAUCAUCCAAAGGCACCUUUAGAGCUAGUGGUAAGACUCAAGCACCGGAUGUUGGUAGGGUACCUUACUUGUCCGCUAGGGUUAUGUACUCCAAUGCUACGUACAACUUCCCCGUUUCGCCCGGUCGUGUUUUUCUCCGGCUUUACUUCUACCCCAACGUGUAUUCCCGGUCGAAUGCGGCCAAUGCCGUGUUCUCCGUCACGGUUGGAUCGUACGCCUUGCUUAGGAACUUUAAUGUGUAUAAAUCUACACAACAGCUUGACGUUCAUUAUUUGGUCAAAGAGUAUUAUGUCAAUGUUGAUAGUGGAACUUUGACCGUGACUUUUUCGCCCUCGUAUAAUACGUUUGCUUUUGUGAAUGGUAUUGAGGUUGUGUCUAUGCCUAGCCUCUAUGAUAAUGAAGAUGGAGACAACAUCAUCGGCGCGAGUAGCCCUUUUCAGAUUGAAAAUUCUACUACUCUUGAGAGUUUGUAUCGGCUUAAUGUGGGCGGAAACUAUAUUCCGCCCACUAAAGAUGAGCUUUCCAGGUCAUGGUACGAUGACUCGCCUUAUCGAUCAAGCUACAUGUUAGGUGUUGCUGAAAUUGCCGAUCCAGGCUUAAGCAUAACAUAUCGAAAGUCCUUGCCCUCCUACACUGCGCCCGUGGGUGUCUACACCACGGCAAGGUAUAUGACACCGGACAGCUUCCGCAACCUCGAAUUCAACCUAACAUGGUUGCUCCCCAUUGAUACUAGGUUUGCUUACUUGGUGAGGCUACAUUUUUGUCAAAUUCUCUCAAACAUUGACAAAGUCAACCAAAUGGUGUUCAACAUCUACAUUAAUCAAAUAACCGCAUUUUCAGCCGUUGAUGUUAUUGCGUUGACAAAUAGCAAUGGAGCUCCUUAUAUUAUGGAUUUUGUGGUGAUUAUGCCCAUUACUAAAGAUCCAAAACAAGAUUUGCGGGUUGAAUUAAACCCAAAUACCAAAUAUAGACCACAAUAUUAUAAUGCAUUUUUAAAUGGGUUGGAGAUUUUUAAGAUCAAUAAUACUGAUGGUAGUUUAACAAUUUAGAUCGAUCCAAUAAUUACAUGUAUAUUUAAUAAUGCCGUUAAUUUAGCUUCGACCAUUAUCAUGCACGACUAAUUGUUAUUCCUCCGUGAUUAGUGGAUUUCUUCUUUAAUUGUACUAUACUUAAUGAUAUCGUGAGUGUAUGAUAUGGGACAUCAAGUUUUGAUUUUGUUUUUUUUUUUUAUAAAAUAUUGAUAUUAGUCUUACACGAUUAGAGUCUUAGAGAUUUAGUUUGACUAAAAUACUAUAAAGUUUUUUUUUUUUUUAGAAAAGAAUGCUACAAAUUUACAAUGCAUUCGUAUAUAUUAGAAAUAUAGUUUAAAUAAUGAUCAUCAUCAUCAUCAUUAUUGAUACAGAAUGUAUUACGUGGCGAAAUUUGAUUGGCCCGUAUUUAGUAUUUUGAUUUUCUUUUUGAAUUAU